Stylophora pistillata is the source of this 4192-nucleotide messenger RNA. Its product is annotated as netrin-1. The record is from RefSeq and is a predicted model, not a curated record. Gene Ontology annotation, biological process: motor neuron axon guidance; tissue development; dendrite development. NCBI's taxonomy places the organism in Eukaryota, Metazoa, Cnidaria, Anthozoa, Scleractinia, Pocilloporidae. Gene Ontology annotation, cellular component: basement membrane. Gene Ontology annotation, molecular function: protein binding.
GACUUCUUCGGGCAAUAUGGGGAUUAAUUCUUUUCAUGAUUUUAAGCACUCAAGAUGUAAUUAAAUUGAAUUAGUGGAAUGCACACGCGGGAGGCACAUGGGGCUGUACAUGGAAUAACUAGAAUGGAGCGGUGUUCAUGUUUUCUGUUUCUUCGACUCAGUGUGUUACUGGCUCUUGAAGUCUGUUAUAAACUCGUGUGAUAUUGAAACUGUCGGAAGCAAUCCAAUCAACCAUGAACCGCACACUGUGACUAUGAUUGAAGAAAAAGAACCUGUCCAAAAGAGCAAACUGUUCUGUAACACCGCUGGGUUACAAAGCGGGCCUAUGAUUGAUUAGCUGGCGGAGACGAGAUUGAGUAGCACCCGGUAAGAAUGCGCGCGUUUGGAAGGAACACACGAUUCUGACACGGCCUUGGGGAGUAAACACAAGUGGAUAAAGCAGAGAGAUUAGACAACCAGGUCUAUAAAACAAAUCUCCUUUGAUUGUUGAGAUUGUUUGUCGUAAUAUCAUCAACUUCGAGUACUAGACAUCGAACAACAAUUCCAUUGCCGUCAUUUCCGUUUAUUGAAUUUACACUCAAAAGACGUCAAGUUCAGGGAGAAGAGUUUGAGCACAUGCAAAUGGUCUGAUUAGCAAAGCAAUGGAACCAAAGUAUUUUGUAUCACUGACGAAUUUUAUUAUUUUAGUUAUGGUGAUUCCUAAUUCCUAUCAUCAAGGUUCUUCGACAGUGAUAGCGUCGUUCCCUUUGACAAACUCUUGUUACGACAACUACGGAAGGCCUCAAAGAUGUUUACCAGAAUUUCACAACUUGGCGUACGGGAAAGACAUCAAUGCAAGCCAGACUUGUGGCAAGCCUCCACGAAAAUUUUGCAAAUGGGAACUCCGCGGAUAUACAUGCGAUGUGUGUGACUCUAGAUUUCCAAGCAAGACGCAUUCUGUCAAAUAUCUCACUGAUCUGCACAACCAAAAUAAUGUGACUUGCUGGCUGGCGGAUCCUAAGCAAUCCCGACAGAACGUGUCACUUACACUCUCUCUUGGUAAAACCUACGACAUCACCUAUAUUAGCCUACAGUUCUGCGGCCCGAGGCCGGACUCUAUGGCCAUCUACAAAUCGGUGGAUUUCGGCAAGAGAUGGCAACCGUAUCAAUUUUAUUCUAGCUCAUGCAGUAGGAUGUAUGGAAGGCCUAGCAAAUCUUUAGCCAGCACAGAAAAUGAGCAAGAAUCAUUGUGUACCGAUGUACAUCUUAGACAGCCUCUUCAAGGGAGCCGCAUAGCGUUCAGCACCCUGGAGGGACGGCCCUCUGCUAAUAAUUUUGAAUCAAGCCAUAUUCUUCAAGAGUGGGUGAGCGCGACCAACAUCAGAAUUGUCUUCGACCGCACUAGCGCGUCCAAAAGGAAACAAGAUUAUUAUUAUUACGCCGUGUCCGACUUUGCGGUUGGUGGACGAUGCCGCUGUAACGGACAUGCCGCUCGGUGCCCAAUCGGCCGUGACGGGAAACCAGUUUGCGAUUGCAAGCACCACACGACUGGUAGCAACUGCGAGCAAUGUAAAGCAUUUUUCAACGACCGACCGUGGAGGUCUGCGACCGAGUCCUCUGCAAACGAAUGUGUAGCUUGCAACUGUAACUUACACGCCAAAGCUUGUGUGUUUAACAUGGAAUUGUUCAAGUUGUCUGGUGGCCACAGUGGCGGGGUGUGCAUACACUGCAGACACAACACGGCUGGAAGGUUCUGCCAUUACUGCAAAGAGGGAUAUUACAAGGACUCUUCAAAGGAUAUCACAGACAGAAGAGUCUGUAGACCAUGUACCUGCCACCCGCGAGGAUCGAUGGGAAAAGUUUGCGAUCAGAACACGGGUCAGUGUCCGUGCAAAGAAGGAGUGACUGGAAGAGAGUGCGAUAAAUGUGCAGCGGGUUACGAGACCACAAAGAGCGCCAUAGCACCUUGCAUCAAGCCACCCCACCCAGUGAUGUCUAUACAACCCGAUGAGUCAUCAUGCUUCCAUUGCAAGAGAGGCGGUCUUUCAGGAAGGAAGUUCUGUCGGAAAGAUUUUGCCAUGAAAGUCGCUGUUCUUGGAAUGGACAGAACAUUGCAAGGAGAAUGGGUCCGAGUGACCGUCAACGUUAUGACACGUUACAAGCGUUCAUUGGUCCGUUUGAAAUUAGGGAAUGAAUUCCUUUGGAUUCCAAGACGAGACCACAAAUGCAAAUGUCCCAAGCUCCGUCCCGGCCGGCAUUACUUAAUAGCAGGCUCAAUCAAAUCCUCCCGUCAGAGAAGGAAAAUCAUUGUAGACAACCGCAGCAUGGUGGUCACGUGGAAUAAGAACAUGGAGAGAAGAGUGGAAAAAAUAAGGAAGAGGUGUCAAAAACAAACACGGCUUUGAACAUCACUGCCAUGAAAGCAAGAAUUCGAAAAUGUAACGAGAAACCAAGGAACCCGGGAUGGAGAGGACAAAUUAAGAAGAGGUGUCAGAACGAAACACGAUUUUGAACAAAGUCGCGAUGCAGCAAAUCUCGCAAAUUUUAGUUGACGCGAGAAAAACUGGUGUGGUAGAAGGAACUGUUGGUUUGUUUAGUAUGAGGCACUCGCCAAUAAAGCAAGGGUAUGAACAGCGGGGAAAGAAAGGACAAUUCCAAUGGUAUCUCGGUAGAAUUAAGUUCCUUUUCUACAGGGAUGUCUUCAAGUAGCUGACGUUUCCCUAGUGAUCAGUAAACUUUGCGACAAAUCUUACGUUAGAGGCUCUCAAACAAAGAAUAUUGCAAAAUUGCCUCCGCUCAUAUCAUAUCAUCUAAAUACCGAAAAACACACCCCGCUAAACAAUGUGUCAAUCUACGAGGCCUUCGUUGUUUUCAAAGAUCUUUUGUAUUUUUUCAAAUAUUCUUCCCUUAAAAAAGCUCCAAGAUUCCCGAGAAAUAACAGCGCACUGUAUAAUAUUCAUAUUCUAUGAUUGCCCAUCGAGAUUAUAUUAAAUAAUAGUUAAUAAUAUGUAACGCCAAAUCGUUGUGAAAUUUAUCGGGAAAUUAACCUGAAAUUCAAAUAAUAUACGUUUAAUUGUUCCUAAUCGUUGACGUCAAUCAUUUUUUGAGUUUGUUCCCUUUGCUCAAUUCAGAAGCAAUUACGUAUCAACAGAAAAAAAGCACAUCGUUUUAAGAACUCAGUUCACACUGUCGAGCACGAAUAUAGCCUAGAUUAUCAGUCGCUGGUCCCGGCUGGGGAAGUUUUACAAAAACCGCCAUAGUUUCUAAAAGGACAAGCCUUUAGGAGUCUGAGUGCGUGGAAGGCUGUCUACAAGAGUACCUCUCACUCCCUACAACUUUCGCGCGUAACCACCAUCUUUAAUAGGGUUGCAUGAACAACUUGAUUUCCAUGACUGAAGAAGCUAACUUUUCUCGAUGUGCUAGGUUUCUUCAAGCGGCCACAAGAUCUCGCCAUAAUUUCAGCUUCACAGCCGGUUAUCGAACGUUCUUAACCUAUCCCGCCUCACACUCCCAUUUAUAACUCAACGCAAAAGCAGCAUAAAUCAAGUAGUUUUCAUUCGUGUAACCUUUCUGGAGAGCCUGUUAUAAGUUAAGAAUCUACCAUUAAACUGUACAGGAAUGUUGCGGAAGAGUGCAAAGGUCCAUUACAUAUUUUCAUUUUUUAAUCAAAAUAGCACUUGCUUUUUAUAACCUGUUUAUAAAAUUUGUUUCCGCUUUCAAGCACUUUUCUAAAUACAUUGAAUAUCACGGAAAACUUUACUCGUGAAGCAAAAUCUCCAACUGUAUUCGGUUUCACGUAAUGUUUCACGUUUUCUAGUAUAGCAUCGGUUACCGAUCACUCCGCCGACACGUCAACUAGCCGACAAUCAACUCUCCGACACCAUUAGUAAACUCGCCGACAGCUUUGGUGGACUCGCCGGCACUAUCGUGAGUACCAUCAUCUUCGCAGCAGGCAGUUUGAAGAAGUGACCAUGGAUGUGGCGAAGUGACCGGUAUGUCGGCGAGGUGACCAUAGACGUCUGUGGGCGAGUUGAUCAAAGGUUUCGUCAAGUAGUCGGUAAGUUGACAUGCUGGCGAAGUGAAGCAUUCUAAUCUGUUGGUCUCCUUAGUCGGCUCUUUCGCAAGUUCCCUACGCUAACAACUUACUUAAGUUCUGGAUAUUUCAUUAUUAAGUCUGUGAAAUGGCACUUUCAUAUUAAUUUACAAUUUUUUU